This is a messenger RNA of Acanthisitta chloris (rifleman), 1583 nucleotides long. It is a transcript of the gene SYAP1, whose product is annotated as synapse associated protein 1. The transcript is spliced from 8 exons. NCBI's taxonomy places the organism in Eukaryota, Metazoa, Chordata, Aves, Passeriformes, Acanthisittidae. Gene Ontology annotation, cellular component: synapse; cytoplasm. The record is from RefSeq and is a predicted model, not a curated record. The annotation marks the transcript as partial.
GUUACCUCUUCAAUUUUGCCACUGCUGCAACAAAAAAGAUAUCUGAAUCCGUUGCUGAAACAGCACAGACGAUAAAGAAGUCUGUAGAAGAAGGAAAAAUUGACAGUAUCAUUGAUAAGACGAUUAUUGGAGAUUUUCAGAAGGAACAGAAAAAAUUUGUCCAACAGCAGCAAAACAAAAAAUCAGAAGCAGCAGUGCCUCCCUGGGUAGACAGCAAUGAAGAAGAGACAAUUCAACAACAAAUACUGGCCUUAUCAGCAGAUAAACGGAACUUUCUGCGGGAUCCUCCAGCAGGUGUGCAGUUUAAUUUUGACUUUGAUCAAAUGUACCCUGUUGCACUGGUGAUGUUACAAGAAGAUGAACUUCUCAAUAGAAUGAGGUUCGAUCUGGUUCCCAAACACGUAAAGGAGGAGGUGUUCUGGAGAAAUUAUUUCUACAGGGUGUCCCUAAUUAAACAGUCUGCACAACUCACUGCGCUUGCAGCUCAACAGCAGGCAGCAGGAAAAGAAGAGAACAAAGGCAGAGAAGAGGAUAAUCAGCUGAAAGAAACAGUACGGCCAAAAACACCUCCUGUUACAAUAAAGCCUCAAAUAAAAUCUCAAGAGGAUGAGGAAGAGAUUUCCACAAGUCCAGGUGUAUCAGAAUUUGUGAGUGAUGCUUUUGAUGCCUGUAAUCUGAAUCAGGAAGACCUAAGAAAAGAAAUGGAACAACUAGUGCUAGACAAAAAGAAAGAAGAGACUUCAGUAGUAGAAGAAGAAACUGCUGACUGGGAGAAGGAAUUACAACAAGAACUUCAAGAGUAUGAGGUGGUGACAGAAUCGGAAAAGCGUGAUGAAAACUGGGAUAAAGAAAUAGAAGAAAUGCUGCAAGAAGAAAAUUAAACAUUUUCACAAAAUCACUAUAACCCAAAGCUUUUUCUGAGGACUGACAUGAAUUUCUGCUUUCAUAUUUUGCUUACAAAAAUAUCUUCAAAAGACAUAAAAGAACCUAAAAUCGUUAUAAUUCCAUAUGGGAAUACAACCGGUAUUUCUGUUCUUUAUAUGAGCAGUUUCUGAACUUCUAUAUUCUUCAAAAGAAAAAAAAAAGAGGAGGCAGACACUGCAGGUUAUAUGUCAUAAUUAAAAGUGAUAACAUUAUUACAUGAAGCAACAGUUUAGUUUGAGGCAUUUUUAGGUGGUCAAGAAGCUCUUCAAAGAGAUUUUGGAUCUAAGAAUCACUUUUUAUCUACAGCCUUCUGUUUGGGAUGUAAAAAUGGAUGCUGUAAGUAAGUUAGUCCUUGAAAAUUAUUCUCUCUUGACAUUUGCACUCUGAUCCCUGUAUAAUCUGUAAAUGUGUACUAUUUUUAAGGUACUUGUAGCUGGUAGACUUCAUGUGUAUUUAAUUUCCUUAAUGUAUGUAGCCAAAGAAUUUAGAGAAUAGCUUCCAAUGAUUUGUAUAAAAAUACUAAUGCAGACUCCAGAAGAAGCUGAUUAUUUAUCAGUCGGAUAUGAUUAACUGGUAAACAUUUAAGCAUUUACAUAAGGAUAGAGUUAGUAACUGCUUGAAUUAAAUUUGAUUUUGUUAAGUCAUCAAAUGAAGAUAAU